CCACCCUCUCCCUUUGGAGACCUGACCAUUUCUCUCUGCUCUUCCAGAUGGCCUUCAGCAAGAUGAGGCUGCUGUAUGCUUUCGUUCUGGUGGUGGGGGCGCUCUGCUUGUACCUCAACAUGGCCCCUUAUAAAGAACUGCCAUUCGUUUUCAAGAGAAGUGCUGGGAAGUUCCUUCAGCUUCCUGAUGUAGACUGCAGGCAGAACCCACCCUUCCUCGUCCUGCUGGUGACUUCCUCCCACAAGCAGCUGGCAGCUCGCAUGGCCAUCCGCAAGACGUGGGGUAGAGACAGGACGGUGCGAGGGCAGCAGGUGAGGACCCUCUUCCUCCUGGGUGCCUCAGACAGCACGGAUGAGAUGGCCACCACGGCCCAGGAGAGCCAGGAGCACCGAGACAUCAUCCAGAAGGACUUCAAGGACGUCUACUUCAACUUGACCCUGAAGACCAUGAUGGGCAUGGACAUCCUGUGUCUGGACCUGGCUGGCGGGGACCUGAUGAAGAUCCUGACUGAACGUGACUACAGCUUCACUGCCACAGCCAAGCAGGAAAUCAUGCGUGGUUUCUAG
Messenger RNA from Nannospalax galili (Upper Galilee mountains blind mole rat), 566 nucleotides. Its product is annotated as beta-1,3-galactosyltransferase 5-like. Gene Ontology annotation, molecular function: N-acetyl-beta-D-glucosaminide beta-(1,3)-galactosyltransferase activity. Lineage: Eukaryota; Metazoa; Chordata; Mammalia; Rodentia; Spalacidae. Gene Ontology annotation, cellular component: membrane. The record is from RefSeq and is a predicted model, not a curated record. The transcript is spliced from 2 exons. Bases 48 to 566 code for a protein of 172 amino acids.